CCGCCCCCCUGCCGCAUGGCGCUCGCGCGAACCGUCCCGCUCCCGCAGCUCGCUUCGGCCUCGUCCCUCCCCCGGCACCGCCGCUGCCGCCUCCUCCUCCCCGCAAUGUCGCAGGCGCGCGGCCCCCCCGCGCGAGGGAUCGCCUGCCGCGCCGCGACGACGACGCCGGCCGCGGUGGCGGCGGUGGGCGUCGGGGAGGACCUGCCCGAGGGCUACGAGCAGAUGAUGCCGACCGUGGAGGCCUCCCAGCGGCGGCGCGCGGGGGUCCUGCUGCACCCGACGUCGCUCCGCGGCCCGCACGGCAUCGGCGACCUCGGCGACCAGGCAAUCGCGUUCCUCGACUGGCUCCACGGCGCCGGCUGCACGCUCUGGCAGGUUCUUCCACUUGUUCCCCCGGGAAGAAAAUCCGGGGAGGAUGGUUCUCCUUAUUCAGGACAGGAUGCAAACUGCGGUAAUACACUAUUGAUUUCUCUUGAAGAGCUUGUUAAAGAUGGGCUGUUGAUGGAAAACGAACUUCCUGAUCCUUUAGAUAUGGAAUAUGUUGAAUUUGACACUGUUGCUAAUCUGAAAGAACCUCUUAUUGCCAAGGCAGCAGAGAGGCUCCUACAGAGCCCUGGAGAGCUCAGAAGGCAGUAUGACGAAUUCAAGAAAAAUCCAGAUGUUUCAGGUUGGCUUGAAGAUGCUGCACUUUUCGCUGCUAUCGACAAUAGCAUCAAUGCAGUGUCCUGGUCUGAGUGGCCUGAACCGCUGAAAGAUCGCCAUCCUGGAGCCUUGAAAGAUAUAUAUGAAAACCAGAAGGACUUUAUAGAAAAUUUUAUGGCACAACAGUUCUUAUUUGAAAAGCAAUGGAAACGGGUUCGUUCACAUGCUCAGAAGCUGGGCAUCAGCAUAAUGGGUGACAUGCCUAUAUAUGUUGGCUACCACAGCGCAGAUGUUUGGGCAAACAGGAAAUCAUUUUUGCUGGACAAGAAUGGUUUCCCUACAUUUGUUAGUGGCGUUCCCCCUGAUGCAUUCAGUAAAACUGGUCAGCUAUGGAACAGCCCAUUGUAUGACUGGAAAUCUAUGGAAGCAGAUGGCUUUGCAUGGUGGGUAAAGAGGAUUAAACGUGCCCUUGAUUUGUAUGAUGAGUUCCGUAUUGACCAUUUCCGGGGGCUUGCUGGUUUUUGGGCAGUUCCUUCGGGAUCAGAAGUAGCGAUGUUUGGAAGCUGGAGGGCUGGACCAAGGAAUGCCUUUUUUGAUGCGCUGUUCAAAGCUGUUGGUAGAAUAAAUAUAAUCGCUGAAGACCUGGGGGUGAUAACCGAAGAUGUUGUUGAGUUAAGGAAGUCUAUUGGGGCUCCAGGGAUGGCAGUUCUUCAGUUCGCUUUUGGCGGUGGUCCUGGCAACCCCCACUUACCUCAUAACCAUGAAUUGAACCAAGUUGUAUACACUGGGACACAUGAUAAUGAUACAGCUGUUGGCUGGUGGCAAAGUUUACCAGAGGAAGAGAAGCAAACUGUGUUCAAGUAUCUACCGCAGGUCAGCAACUUGGAUGUCUCUUGGGCGCUAAUUGCUACUGCUCUCUCUUCCGUUGCAAGGACUUCCAUGGUAACCAUGCAGGACAUACUCAGCCUUGGCAGCUCUGCUAGGAUGAACACUCCAGCUACACAGAAAGGAAAUUGGAAAUGGAGGAUACCAAGCUGUGUCAGCUUCGACAGCCUUAGCCUCGAAGAAGCAAAGCUGAAGGAGUUGCUUACGCUGUACGACCGGCUGUGAAGUUGUCGGUUCUCCAGCACUCCUGUGUUCUCUGUCUCUUCAGGCUUGGAACUGCCAGACGGUACUGCCAUAAACUAGCAGCCAAACAUGAAGGAUCUGGCUGCUAUUGUUCCGUGGGAUGUUGGCACCUGUCCCCGAAUAAUAGGGUUGUGUUGAUUGGUUGCAAAUUAACAUGCUUGAACUUGAAGCGUCUUGCAUCUUUACAAUUUGCUAUUAUGGUGUAUAUAGAUAGUCCUUUAUGUUCCCAUUUCGUCUAUGCUAUUGUAACUCAUGAGUCUUGGAAACUCUUAAUAAGUGGGAUAUGUGUAUCAAGUUCUUUUUA
Molecule: messenger RNA, 2074 nt
Organism: Aegilops tauschii subsp. strangulata
Lineage: Eukaryota; Viridiplantae; Streptophyta; Magnoliopsida; Poales; Poaceae
Product: 4-alpha-glucanotransferase DPE1, chloroplastic/amyloplastic
Biological process (GO): carbohydrate metabolic process
Molecular function (GO): 4-alpha-glucanotransferase activity
Source: RefSeq, a predicted model, not a curated record